Polychytrium aggregatum is the source of this 1761-nucleotide messenger RNA. RefSeq names its product P-loop containing nucleoside triphosphate hydrolase protein. Gene Ontology annotation, molecular function: RNA helicase activity; ATP binding; RNA binding. Gene Ontology annotation, cellular component: catalytic step 2 spliceosome. Gene Ontology annotation, biological process: mRNA splicing, via spliceosome. NCBI's taxonomy places the organism in Eukaryota, Fungi, Chytridiomycota, Chytridiomycetes, Polychytriales. The coding region runs from base 1 to 1761 and encodes 586 amino acids. The record is from RefSeq and is a predicted model, not a curated record. The transcript has 6 exons.
AUGCCAAAAUCAUCAGACAAUCUCAGCGAAAAGGAGCUCCAGGCGAUCAGGGAUCGAUACAUGGGCGGAGAGCAAAAGAAGCGCCGAAUCCGCAAGAUGAACGACAAAAAGUUUGUCUUUGACUGGGACGCCCAGGAGGACACCGCCAAGGACAUCAACCCGCUUUACAUCCAGAAACAUGACGUACAGCUCUUUGGACGAGGCCAUAUCGCCGGCAUCGACAUCAAGCACCAGAAAAAGCUGCGCUCCGAGUUCUACGGCCGUCUCCUCGAGGAGCGCCGAACGAUCGAGGAAAAGGAUCGGGCUGGCGAGCUCAUAGAGAUUGACCGCCGCCGAGAGCGGCAGGCCGCCUGGGACGACCGCCACUGGUCCGAAAAACCGCUCUCGGAGAUGAAGGAGCGCGAUUGGCGUAUCUUCAAAGAGGACUUUAACAUCUCGACCAAGGGCGGCAACAUCCCGAAUCCGCUUCGCACCUGGGAGGAAGCCGAGCUGCCGGAGCGCCUUCACAAGGUCAUCAACGAAGUCGGCUACAAGGAGCCCACGCCUAUUCAGCGCCAGGCUAUUCCAAUUGGGCUGCAGAACCGAGACAUCAUCGGCAUUGCCGAGACGGGCUCCGGCAAGACGGCGUCGUUCUUGAUUCCGAUGCUCGUGUUCAUCACCGAGCUGCCGCCACUGGACGAAAGCAACCAAAACGAUGGUCCCUAUGCCAUCAUCCUGGCCCCCACUCGUGAGCUGGCGCAGCAGAUCGAGCAGGAGACGCACAAGUUCUGUCGGCCGCUUGGGUUCAACUGUGUCUCGAUCGUCGGUGGUCACUCGAUAGAGGAGCAGGCUAUCGCCCUCCGCAACGGCGCCGAAAUCAUCAUUGCAACGCCUGGUCGCCUCAAGGAUUGUCUGGAUCGUCGUAUGCUUGUCCUCAGCCAGUGCACCUACGUUGUCAUGGACGAAGCCGAUCGCAUGAUCGAUAUGGGUUUCGAGACCGACGUCAACUUUAUCCUGGAUGCCCUGCCUGUGUCGAACGUCAAGCCCGACACGGAGGACGCCGAGAAUGUGGAGGAGCUACGGGCGAUCAUGGGCAUGAAGGAUCGCUUCCGACAAACCGUGAUGUUCUCGGCGACGAUGCCCGCUGCUGUGGAACGCCUCGCUAAAAAGUACUUGCGGCGGCCUGCUGUGGUCACGAUUGGUACGGCCGGCCAGGUUGUCGACCGUAUCGAGCAGCGUGUCGAGUUCAUCAACGACGAGAACAAGAAGAAGAACCGUCUCAUUGAGAUUCUCAACGGUCGCUUCGAGCCUCCGAUCAUUGUCUUUGUCAACCAGAAGAAGGGGUGCGAUGUCCUCUCGAAAGCCCUUGAGAGACUUGGUUAUCGCACCACGACCCUGCACGGUGGCAAGUCGCAGGAGCAGCGCGAGGCCUCGCUUGCUGCCCUCAAGAACGGCACCAAGGACAUUCUGGUGGCCACAGACGUCGCUGGAAGAGGUAUCGAUGUCAAGAACGUGUCGCUGGUUAUCAACUAUGACAUGUCUCUGAAGAUCGAAGACUAUACCCACCGUAUCGGCCGCACUGGUCGUGCUGGCAAAGACGGUGUAGCCAUCACCUUCCUCGGCAACGGCGACACCGAUGUGAUGUACGACUUGAAACAGAUGAUCCUCAAGUCGCCCCUGUCGCGCUGCCCUCCUGAGCUCGCCAACCACGAGGCUGCUCAAAACAAGCCUGGCAGCUUCAAGCCAAAGAGAAAGCAGGAAGAAACCAUCUUCCAGUCUUGA